AACCCGAGAGAGAUAAACAAAUAAAUAAACUUUUGGUUUUUCCGUCUCUCACCCCAAAAGCUUUUGUUGCUUUCUGCUUAAUGGAAGGGCCAUAGCCUUUUCAGUUUUCUCUCUCUCACACACACUCUCUGCGUUUUCUUCACUCUCUUCUCCGUUUUGCAUUUCUCUGUUAACAACCAAAAUCGAUUCUCUUCUGUUUCUGAUCUACAAACCUUCCUUAGUGUGAUGACUCCGCCGGCGGUGGUUACGGAGGAGGAAGGGCGGUGCAAACUCACGUCGACGACGACGGUUGCGACUGCAUCUUCACAAGUGGACUGUUUUGAGUUGAAGGAAAGGAAUUACCUAGGGUUGUCGGAUUGUUCAUCAGUGGACAGUUGUGCUUCUACUGUACCUAGCUUGUGUGAUGAGAAGAAGGGGAACUUGAAUUUGAAGGCUACGGAGUUGAGGCUAGGUCUUCCUGGUUCUCAAUCUCCUGAGAGGGAUCCGGAGCUUUUCUCUUUAAGCUCGGCGGCGACGAAGCUCGAUGAGAAGCCGCUGUUCCCUUUGCUUCCUACAAAAGAUGGAAUCAGCUCGACGUCGCAGAAAGCUGUGGUUUCCGGUAACAAGAGGGGGUUUGCUGAUACCAUGGAUGGGUUUUCUCAGGGGAUAAAUGUAAUGCUGUCUCCGCGACCUGCUGCUGCUCAGCCCACUACUAUGAAUGAAAUGCCAAACAAGAUGUUGCAAGAACGGCCCUGUGCUGCUAAUGGAACUGGACAUAACCAUACAGGUGCUUCUAUCAGUGGCAAUGCACCGGCUUCUAAGGCUCAGGUUGUUGGUUGGCCUCCUAUUAGAUCAUUUAGGAAAAACUCUAUGGCCACCACAUCUAAGAACAACGAUGAGGUGGAUGGAAAACCAGGUCUCUCUGCACUCUUUGUGAAGGUUAGCAUGGAUGGUGCACCCUAUCUUAGGAAAGUGGAUCUAAGAAGUUACACAACAUAUCAGGAGCUUUCUUCUGCCCUUGAGAAGAUGUUCAGCUGUUUUACCCUAGGUCAGUGUGGUUCCCAUGGAGCUCCAGGAAGAGAAUUAUUGAGUGAGAGCAAGCUGAGGGACCUUCUGCAUGGCUCUGAGUAUGUUCUUUCUUAUGAAGAUAAAGAUGGAGACUGGAUGCUUGUAGGGGAUGUACCAUGGGAGAUGUUCACUGAGACUUGCAGAAGACUGAAAAUCAUGAAGGGUUCUGAUGCCAUUGGCUUAGCUCCCAGGGCCAUGGAAAAGUCCAAAAUCAGGAGUUAGAGGGUUUCCUUGACUGAUGGUUGCCUUUUGUCCAAUCAAGUUAUAUUAAUGCUGGAUCCGAGUAGUGUGGAAAGCAAAGGAUGAUGACAAAUUCCGUGGAAUACUUCGUUGUUCUUUGAUUUUAAGUUCUCUAAUGUUUGUUUUGUCUGUUCCUACUAUAAUUAUUUUAUGAAGCUACCUUUGAAGUUUAGUAUUUGUGGAGUCUGUAAUCAUUAUAGGAACCUGUUUGUGUGGAUGAAUUGAAUGCCUGUUACAGCCAACAUUGGUUCUAAGUUCUAACAUUAUUCUGCCA
Lotus japonicus is the source of this 1561-nucleotide messenger RNA. Its product is annotated as auxin-responsive protein IAA8-like. Gene Ontology annotation, biological process: regulation of DNA-templated transcription. The record is from RefSeq and is a predicted model, not a curated record. The transcript is spliced from 7 exons. Gene Ontology annotation, cellular component: nucleus. The coding region runs from base 226 to 1269 and encodes 347 amino acids. Lineage: Eukaryota; Viridiplantae; Streptophyta; Magnoliopsida; Fabales; Fabaceae. Gene Ontology annotation, molecular function: protein binding.